GGUUGGCGGCGCCCCGUUCCCGCGCAGACGCUGACGAGAGGGACUAAUGCAAAGCGAGGCAGGCAAUGAGCCAGUGAGGCAGGCAGUGAGCCAGUGCGGCAGGCAAAGCCAGCCGCGAAAAGCACCUUUCCCCUCGGGCGCAGCUAUCAUGACGACGGCGACGGCGACCCUUCGCUGCAGUAGUGCCAGUGCCAGUGGCCGUGGUGACGGCCCACUGCCACUGACCUGGCCACUCCACCCCUGCUACGGCGCUACCCAUCCAUCGCUUCGCUUCGCUUGCUUCUCCGACUUGUGCACCCCCACCGCGCGCCACCUUUCGCUUUCGCUUUCCCUUACCCUUUUGCGCCCCGCAUCGCACUUAUCUGCUCGGAGGAUUUGGACGGGGAGCGAGAAAAGCAAAGCGCGCGGGGGAAAGAAAGAACCGAACCGGGCCGUGCCGUGCCAGCCGUGUGGAUGGGCGGUAGGAGUUUGGGAGCUGUAGGUCGUUGACCUCCUCGCCUGGGCAAGGAGAAGGAGAUGCCGUCCCAGAAGCGGGCGGCGGGGCAGGGUGGGUGCGGGUGCUGGGCCGCCGUCGCGCGGGGCCUCCGCGGGGCGUGCCUCCGGCCGGCGGCGACGGAGGACGGUGAUCGGGCGGCCGCGGCCAAGGGCAGCCACGUCCACGACGCAGAGACGAGAUACUUAAAUGCUAGAAAUCGGGAGCUUGGUGAUCAUUUUCAGACAGACCAUGAUGCUGAAAAUGGUGUUGAUGCAUCAAUUGAAAUGAAAACACUGCCCAAGCUACUUCAGUUUACCUUUCAUGAGUUGAAAUCUGCCACCGUUAACUUUAGGCCAGACAGUAUUCUUGGGGAGGGUGGAUUUGGCUACGUCUUCAAGGGGUGGAUUGAGCCAAACAGCACAGCUCCUGCAAAACCUGGCACAGGUGUUACUGUAGCAGUUAAAAGUUUGAAGCCAGAUGCUCUACAAGGUCAUAGAGAAUGGGUGGCAGAAGUUGACUUUCUGGGACAGUUACAUCAUAAACACCUUGUUAAGCUGAUUGGAUAUUGUAUUGAGGAUGAUCAAAGAUUACUUGUAUAUGAAUUCAUGGCCCGAGGAAGUCUUGAAAAUCAUCUUUUCAGAAGGGCUCUUCCCCUACCUUGGUCCAACAGAAUGAAGAUUGCUCUUGGUGCUGCAAAAGGACUUGCCUUCCUCCAUGGAGGUCCCAAACCAGUUAUUUACAGGGAUUUUAAGACAUCGAAUAUUCUUCUUGAUGCGGAGUACAAUGCAAAACUUUCUGAUUUUGGUUUAGCAAAAGCUGGCCCUCAGGGUGAUAAAACUCAUGUCUCUACUCGGGUUGUUGGCACCUACGGUUAUGCUGCACCAGAGUACGUAAUGACAGGGCACUUAACAUCUAAGAGCGAUGUGUAUAGCUUCGGAGUUGUGCUACUCGAGAUGUUAACCGGAAGGCGAUCGAUGGACAAGAAGCGGCCUACUGGGGAGCAGAACCUAGUCGCGUGGGCAAGACCUUAUCUAAACGAUCGGCGAAGGCUCUAUCAGCUCGUAGAUCCUCGCCUGGGACUAAACUAUUCCAUCAAAGGGGUGCAGAAAGUUGCUCAGAUCUGCCACUAUUGCCUUAGUCGUGACACUAAGUCUCGUCCAUCGAUGGAUGAAGUUGUCAAGCAACUCACACCGUUACAGGAUCUAAAUGGCAUGGCAUCUGCAUCAUUCAGGCCUCGGUCAUCUCAGCGUGGUACAUCGGUGACAGCCAGUUCUGUUGUAUCAGAAGCAGCAAUUUUAUGAUUCUUCUCAUUGCUGGAUGCUUGUUUGGUUUAAUUGUAUAGCAAAAUUAGCUUUGAUGUUAAUCUCCAAUAACUGGAGAUGUGACACCCCCAGAUGUCUCGCUCAGAUCAUUCACUCUGUCUGGCUGAUUGCAGAAGCAAGAUAACGACAUAUCUGAUUGCGGUAUGUUGUAAUAAUAAUAAAAGUUCUGAUGGGGGUAGAUCAAUUAGAAUGCUUGAUCGAAACCCAGGCCAGUACUCAUGGAGUUAACUAUGACAGUUGGUCAGUGAGAGUGCUGCUGUGUUUGAUGUUCGGCUGAGGGUAAGUUGAGGGUGUGCUGGUGUCUACAUAUUUUUGGGGAAAGGUGCAGGUGUCCACAUUAAUAUUUUUUUUGUGUGUGUGAUUGUACCUUUUCUCUGUUUCCAUAGUGCAUAGAUGUAUGCUUCAGAUUUAGAUUUUU
Messenger RNA from Phragmites australis (common reed), 2215 nucleotides. RefSeq names its product serine/threonine-protein kinase PBL35-like. Gene Ontology annotation, biological process: protein phosphorylation. The record is from RefSeq and is a predicted model, not a curated record. The transcript is spliced from 7 exons. Gene Ontology annotation, molecular function: ATP binding; protein kinase activity. NCBI's taxonomy places the organism in Eukaryota, Viridiplantae, Streptophyta, Magnoliopsida, Poales, Poaceae. Bases 517 to 1776 code for a protein of 419 amino acids.